AGGUUAUGUGAUAAAGGGCAAAUAAGAUUAUUAAACAGAUGCAAGUUUUGGGGGUUAUAAACGAAUUAUGGCGGCUCAAACUGGAGUCCGGAAAUUAUUUGGGCGAUUGGCUGGUUUGUCUGGAGCGCUAGCAGUAACUGCUGGGGCUUACGGGGCACAUGGAUUCCGACACAGUGAUGCUGAUGAGUAUCGAAGAGAGUUGUUCGAGACUGCCAACAAAUAUCACUUCAUUCAUAGCCUAGCUUUGCUUGGAGUACCCCAUUGUCGAUUACCUUUGCUGGCUGGCAGUUUGCUUGCAUCUGGCAUGACUCUCUUCUGUGGUGUUUUUUACUAUCAUGCUCUGACAGGUGAUUCCUCACUCAGCAAGGCAGCACCAUAUGGCGGAACUUUACUAAUUGCAGGAUGGGUGGCCUUGGCACUCUGACACAACCACUGCUAUUGAAAUGGCAAAUGGAAUGGAGCAUCUUCAAACAAAAUCAGACGUGCAAGAUUGUGGUAGCAUACAGUAGCCUGUGAGAUGAGAUCCCAAUUUUUUGUAGCUGGACCACUCCCACCAUUUGUUAAAUGCAAAAAGUGUACAAUGACAAAGAAAUAGCCCAAGCUAUGACUACUUGGGCUUUGACAAGGAUGCCCUUGGCACAUAACUGUAGAAGUCCUUCACAAUUUAAAUUGCAGUAAAGUUUGCAGGGUCUCACUAAGAUACAGGUGAGGAUUUUGUGUGUCCUUGUGUGGUUAUUGCUGCACCUGUAACUUCAGUACACUAAGAGGGAAUAAAUAUCUACUUCUGUCCUAUUAUAUAUGAACGUUUAUGCCUUACUACCGGUUUCAAACCUUCAGUGUAAAAUUUGUGGCAUUGACUAUGCAUAAAACUCCACAAAUAACACUAACCUUUAAAAACACCAGAGGUAGCAUACAUGGGUGACCAGCGUCUUGUGUUUUUGCACUGUGCUUUUACACUUGUUUUACCUUGCAGGGGAUACUAGUCGGCAGGUCUGCUAAUUAGAGACUGUAUUCCCUCUCACUUUUAUGGAGGUUGGGAACUUUUAAGUCUUUAUAUAGCAUGGUGUAGUUAAAACAGAUUCACUAGACAAUCUUGAAAUACUGAAAUGUCGAAUUUCAGUAUUUCAAGACUGAAUAGUCGAACACCCACAUACCUGAACACCCAAAACCGCGAAUAGCACAAUCGCGACCUAACACACACACACCUACCUAACUACACUAAAACAAGCAAAACACACACAAACACAGCAUAACACACACCCUACUUGUAUAACUCUGAGGUCACACUAAACACACAAACACAAAAAGCACCACUACACAAGCACACUAGAAUCCAUAGCCAAUACCCUUACACAAACACCACUUGCCUGAAACCACAGAUAAAUCCACAAACCGCAUAUCAUGAACGCGACACCACGAUAGCGGAUUCCACAUUUCCACACUCGACAUAGUGCAGUUUCGCAUAACUGCACUUUUGAGUAUUCAGUCUCCAAGUACUGAAAUUCGACAUUUCAGUACUUCGAGAUUCUCUAGUGUAUCCAGUUAAAACACACCUACUGCUUGUAGUGUACAUAUUGUGAACAGGAAAGAACAGGACCAUUCUAUCAAAGUACAUCCAUGAAUGAAAGUGGUAUGUUUCUAAUAUUGUAGCUUUGAAUUAUUCGUAGGUUGACUGCAUGUGGCUUCACUGUGUAAAGUGGUUAAAAUGUCCAGAAUGGAACAUUGAUGCUCAGUUUGCAACAUUACACCCAGUUUUUACACUGCUUUAUUUAGGAAUAUAUAAGAACUAAGAUGAUUUUAUCUUGUAGUAAGUGCUAAUGAGUAUUGAUUAAAAUGAUUGUAUCCUGCA
Messenger RNA from Protopterus annectens (West African lungfish), 1849 nucleotides. RefSeq names its product transmembrane protein 256 (gene TMEM256). The transcript is spliced from 4 exons. The record is from RefSeq and is a predicted model, not a curated record. NCBI's taxonomy places the organism in Eukaryota, Metazoa, Chordata, Ceratodontiformes, Protopteridae. The coding region runs from base 68 to 424 and encodes 118 amino acids.